AUGGUUGUUACAACCGAAGAUAUUUUAGGUUACUUACCUAACGCAACGUGGGCUAAAGCAGCUACAGGACUUCUAUGCGUUGCUUGUUUGCUACAAAUAGGAACACUAGUAAAAUCACCAAAAUCCGUUGUCUGGGUAGCAAUAAUUGGAACACUUGGGGAAAUCGCAGGUUGGAUAUGCAGGGCAUUCUCUCAUUAUCGUCCGACAAAAACAUACUUUUAUAUUAUACAAUUCCUUACUUUAUUGGUUGCGCCAAUCUUUUAUUCAGCUGUGUUAUAUGUCUUACUAUAUCGGUGGUCACUACAUUAUGGUCCUCAAUUUUCUUUAUUUCGACCGAACUACUAUGUUGCUAUUUUUGUUACUGCAGACGUUGUGGCUUUCAUAGUUCAAAUAGCUGGCGGAGCUAUGUCAAGUGAUCAAAACAAUCCACAGAUAGGGCAACAUGUUGCUUUGGCUGGCGUCAUUUUUCAGCUUGUGUGUACCGUUCUAUUUUGUUUUUUGCAAAUAAUAUUUAUGGUUAGCGUGAUUCGAGUAAGACCUGUACGUUUCGUACCAGGUUCAUACACAUUAUACUCACCGAGGACGAAGGUAAGGGACAUCUCAUUUUUAUUUUUAAUUCUAUCAACAAUUGCGGUUCUAGUCCGUGUUAUUUAUCGAACCGCCGAGUUUACCGAAUACGACAAAUUUAAAAGCUCAGAACUAUGGUUUGAUAUACUUGACUUUGGGCCAAUGUUUGUUGCUGCAUUGUUUUUGAUUCCGGCGCUUUAUCCUAGCAUGUACAAACCGAUAAAUGCUGCCGAUCCGACAAAAUUUUAUUCCCAAGGCACUACUGAAAGCACUCAGGAAUUAACAAAGGAAGGAAACGAAACUUACUUGAAAUGA
Messenger RNA from Schizosaccharomyces osmophilus, 882 nucleotides. Its product is annotated as RTA1 like protein. The record is from RefSeq and is a predicted model, not a curated record. Gene Ontology annotation, cellular component: plasma membrane; fungal-type vacuole. The transcript has a single exon. NCBI's taxonomy places the organism in Eukaryota, Fungi, Ascomycota, Schizosaccharomycetes, Schizosaccharomycetales, Schizosaccharomycetaceae. The coding region runs from base 1 to 882 and encodes 293 amino acids.